GCAGGGAGCGCAGGGUGCGCGCCGCGGGGAGCGAACAGCAGAUUGCGGGCAGCCAAUGGCGAGGGCAAGCCGAGGUGGCACCAAAUUUCCCGCAACCAAUCAGCUCGCGAGGGGGAGGGAGGGGGAAAAAAAAAGGAAAGAGAAAAAAAAAAAAAAACGCAGCCAGGCAUCAUGAGAGAGCCUGGCCCUCGUCAUCCUCCUCUUCCUCAGCAUCCUUCCUCCCUCCCGCCCCUCUGCCCGCUCCGCCCCGCCUCUCCCCCCGGCUACGCCGAGAGCCGGGUCCCCGCCGCGAUUCGCCGCCCUCCGCGCUGACCCCGCGCAUCCCAGCCGCGGGUAGGGGGUCACCGGGAGGCCGGGGCGCGCAGAGCCCGGCCCCGCCAGCCGCCGAGCGAGCAGCCCCCCUUAAAUACCUCCGCACCCGCCUCCGCGAGCCGCACAGCUCGCCGAGCGAGGAGCCGACCAGAGCCAGCCUCUCGCCAGCGCCGGGGACCUGAGCUGCGCGCCCGCGUACCGCCGCCGAGGAGCCGAGACAGGGCGGCCCCAUGCCUGCGCACUUGCUGCAAGAGGAGGAGUUCUCCUCCACCUCCAGCACCACUGCUGUUGGCACAGUCACCUCCCGGGUGACCAAGAAUGGAAAUGCCGUCGUGGAGAAGGACUUACUCAAUCAUGAGGACUUGGCAGGAGACCGGGGCAUGAUGGAUGAUAUCUUUGAUGAGACCUACCAGGAGAAAGAGGGCCCCAAGCCCCCUCUGAGAUACGUCUGGAGGAAUAUCAUCCUCAUGAGCCUGCUGCACCUAGGGGCCCUAUUUGCGUUGACACUGAUACCUUCUGCGAAGAUCCAGACACUGGCAUGGGCUGUUCUGUGUUUCGUGGUGAGUGCUCUGGGGAUCACAGCUGGAUCUCACCGCCUCUGGAGUCAUCGGUCCUACAAAGCCACGCUGCCCCUGCGCAUCUUCCUGACUAUUGCGAACUCCAUGGCCUUCCAGAAUGACAUCUAUGAGUGGGUCCGGGACCACCGUGUCCAUCACAAGUUCUCUGAAACAGAUGCAGACCCACACAAUGCCAUGCGGGGCUUCUUCUUCUCCCACAUUGGCUGGCUGCUUGUGCGCAAGCACCCAGAUGUCAUCGAGAAGGGACAGAAGCUGGACCUGAGUGACAUAAAAGCUGACAAAGUGGUGAUGUUCCAGCGCAGAUACUACAAGCCCUCAGUGGUGUUGCUGUGCUUCACACUGCCAGCUGUAGUGCCCUGGUACUUCUGGGAUGAAUCCAUCGUCAUCAGCUUCUUCAUUCCAGCCAUCCUGCGCUACACCCUAGGGCUCAAUGCCACUUGGCUAGUGAACAGUGCUGCUCACAUGUUUGGCAACCGGCCGUAUGACCAGAACAUCAACCCGCGGGAAAACCCCCUGGUCAGCCUGGGGGCCCUAGGAGAAGGCUUCCACAACUACCAUCACACCUUCCCCUAUGACUACUCCACCAGUGAGUUUGGCUGGCGCUUCAACUUAACUACAGCCUUCAUUGACCUCAUGUGCUUCCUGGGGCUGGCCAGCGAUCGCAAGAAGGUCUCCAAGGAGGUCAUCCUGGCUCGGAAAAUGAGGACUGGAGAUGGAAGUCACAAGAGUGGCUGAGUUCCUGCUACCUUUCACACAC
Cinclus cinclus is the source of this 1647-nucleotide messenger RNA. RefSeq names its product stearoyl-CoA desaturase (gene SCD). The record is from RefSeq and is a predicted model, not a curated record. Gene Ontology annotation, molecular function: iron ion binding; palmitoyl-CoA 9-desaturase activity; stearoyl-CoA 9-desaturase activity. Gene Ontology annotation, cellular component: endoplasmic reticulum membrane. Lineage: Eukaryota; Metazoa; Chordata; Aves; Passeriformes; Cinclidae. Bases 543 to 1625 code for a protein of 360 amino acids. Gene Ontology annotation, biological process: response to fatty acid; unsaturated fatty acid biosynthetic process. The transcript has 6 exons.